Messenger RNA from Cynara cardunculus var. scolymus (artichoke), 810 nucleotides. RefSeq lists its product as uncharacterized. The transcript has a single exon. The record is from RefSeq and is a predicted model, not a curated record. The coding region runs from base 1 to 810 and encodes 269 amino acids. NCBI's taxonomy places the organism in Eukaryota, Viridiplantae, Streptophyta, Magnoliopsida, Asterales, Asteraceae.
AUGGCUGAGCAAAUGGCACAAGUCCUCCGGGAUACGUUGCCAACUAUGCUUAAAGAAAUGAUGGGUGACAAACUUAAGGAUAAUGAAGGUGGGGAGGAAGGAAGCGUUCGACACGAGAACACUCAAGUCCCUGAAAGGGAGGAAGUGUCCAAUAAAGAGAAGGUGGAGUCGCUCAUCAUUGAGAAAACCGAGUUGACUGCAAAGGAGAGAGGAUGCAGUUUUAAAACAUUCAAAGGCACCGGGCCAAAAGAAUUUAAAGGAAUAGARGGCCCAGUUGGCCUGAUGAACUGGGUAGCCAAAGUGCAGAGCUGCUUUAAAAUUUGUAGAUGCGCGAAAGAUCAAAAGGUGACUUAUGCUGCUACAACCUUUGUGGAUUAUGCGUUGCAUUGGUGGGAGUCUGAAUGUACAAUCAGAGGAGAUGAGGAUAUUGCUGCCAUGAAUUGGGAGCAAAUGAAAAAGAUGAUUAUGGAUAAGUACUGCUCGCAAACGAAGAUGAACAAGCUAGAAUCUGAAUUUCUGAAAUUGAAGGAAGGAUCGUUGUCUGUUCAAGAAUAUGUUAACAAAUUUCUUGAAAAAGCGAGGUUCGCCAGUUACCAGGUGGCUACCGAGGAGAGAAAGAUAGGUCGUUUCAAGGACGGCCUAAGGAUCGAAAUCAAAUGUUACGUGGACAUGACCAAGCCGACCACGUUUGUCCAAGCAGUAGAAAUGGCGAAAGUAGCAGAAGAGAACAACGCUAGGGAGAACCAUGAUAGAAGGGAUGCAAAGAGAAGAUGGGAAGGAUCGAACAAGUCCGACAAGAAGCCAAAAUAG